GGUCCCUGUUUGGGCAAUCAGCUGGCUCUCGCACAUAGUCGACUUUGGGAUGCGGUUGGAGGGUUCAUAUACGUCUCAGCUCAAAUGCAAGACAAACUGAGUCGCGAUCCGGAUCAACUGGAUUUGUUACGCGAAUUUCUCAAUCUACAGAAAGAAUUGAUGAUCAUGCUGUUGUCUAUGCUUGAAGGCAAUGUGGUCAACGGCCCGAUCGCGCGCCAGAUGGUAGACACUUUGGCUGAAUCUUCAGCUUAUGUUGAGGUGCAGGAGGAAAUCAGUUACAUUAUCGCCUGCGUGGACACGAAUGCCGAUGGAAAAGUGGAUUUCAAAGAAUUUACUGAGCGAUUUUACAACCCAGCCGAGGAUAUCGGUUUCAAUUUCGCACUUUUGCUAACGAACUUGUCAGAACAUGUGCCAUUUGAUCCAAGGCUUGAACGUCUCGUCGAGAAGGCACGCGGUGUUUUAGAUGUGUUUGAGCCUCAUCUAGGUCGAAUUGAAAUUACCGGAUCGAACGGGCGCAUAGAACGUGUGUAUUUCGAGAUCCGACAACAACAUAUUGACCAAUGGGAAGCACCACAAAUCAAGGAAUCGAAGCGAUCAUUCUUGCAUUCCGUGGUUGGGGAAAGUGGUGACAAGGAAAAGCUAGAAUGCUUUGUAAACUUUUGUGAGGAUACCAUUUUUGAAAUGCAGCACGCACAGGAAAUUAACGGCGAUGAGGCGGAUAUGACAUUGAGCCGGGUGGCUGCCUUUAAUCGAUUCUUGGAGAUCACACAUUUGGCAUUAGUCAGUCGUGUUUUCUCCACAAUAUUUCGGUGUGUACGUCCAUCCUAUUUGGCUUCCGGUUGGGCAACUUUGCGUCAGAUGAGCUUCACGGACAUAGUGCUUGCUUUUAUGGGCUUACAAAUCGGCAUUCUCAUAUGUUUCGGACGCUGUGUGUCUUUCACGGUUCGCUUUGUCUGGCAAAUCAUUUUGGCUAUGGCCUCUGAUCGGGAUGCGGAACGGAAAGCGAGUCGGUUAAAGGCAUUAGAUUCAUCUGGUCGGCCAGUGUCGGUCUCAAUGACGUCACAAGAACAACAGUGGUGGCUAUUAUCAGAAGAACAACAGCUCCUGCUGGAGCGAGUCGAUCCUACGGAGCUGGAAGCAAUGGAGGAAGAAUAUAUGCAACGCAAAGCAGCGGCUGCAGCUUCGUCAUCCGUCAUAUCACCUUCCCAUAUCACACCUAGUCCAACUGUGACUACACUGGACGGAUCCAGUCAUCGGAUCAGUACAACGCUCCGAACCGCGGGGGUUGUUUCUGCUCCACCACUACAAACGGCAGUGCUUGAACCGAUCAAAAUCAAACCGGCCGAACGCGAAGCUGAAGCCACCGAAGAGGAAAAGACCCCCCAGUUCAACACACGAGCAUACGUCAUUUCUGUGUUUGCCAGCAACUUCUAUCGCUUCAAGAUUAGCGCUCUGAUCCUGGCCUUCGUCAUCAACUUCUUGCUACUUUUCUUCAAAGUUCACACUGCGCAACCUGGUGAAGGUGAGGAAGGUUUAGAUGAUGUGAUGGGAGAGGCUAUCAUCAAUGCGGCUGGAGAAGCGGUACGAAUGGCAGCAGAUAUGGGCGGUACGGGCGGAGAUUCAGGGGAUUCCGAUGCACCCGAACNCCCGAACCAGAAGAGUGGAUCACGCUAUCCGAUUCAAAUGCGUACAUAG
Messenger RNA from Echinostoma caproni, 1695 nucleotides. Lineage: Eukaryota; Metazoa; Platyhelminthes; Trematoda; Plagiorchiida; Echinostomatidae. The record is from the annotation of a GenBank genome assembly.